CUGGGGUUACCUGCGGGGCAGGGGCGGGAUUGGGGUGCGCGGCGGGGCCGGGUGGCCGGAGCGCGCCCUUGGGUUGAGGCCGAUUCGAGCGGCAGAGCGGCUGGGAGAGCCGAAGAGCCGGUGCGGAGAGGGCUUUGGCUGGGGACCCGCUAGGCCUUGUGACCCACUUUAUUCCUGUCACAACUCGGGCACGUUUGGAGCGGCGCCCAAUGGGGCGCCGGGACGGCCAGCUCCUCCGGGGAACCCCCGCCUUCCCGGCACCCGGCCCGCGCGCCGCAGCCCGCAGUCCGAGCGGCGGCCGCCGCCGCCCGUGGGCUGGUUCCGUUAGUGGUCGCGGUUCCGGGGCUGGGUCCCCGGGGAACGCGCUACUCCUCGCGUCCGACUGGAGCCGCUGCGCGGGUUCGAACGCUCCCGGGGCGGCGCCGGUCUUCCUUCCUUGAGUCCACCCGCGCCCGCCCGCUCCGGGUCACCACGGCGGCUUAUUCUUAUGGAAACCUUUUCGCCUGCGAAGCUGGACUCUAGCUAGUCCUGGUGUGCUGGCCCCGGGAGAGUAAUUUCCGACGCGUAGCGCCGCAGAGCUUACAUUCUUGAGUGCGUUUUCGCUGGUGUACAAGUCCUGUUGCUAAUAGCAGAAUCCUGACAGUGAAAGAAAAGCACUAGAAGGAACUUUUAGUCAUUGUUGAUUUGGCCGUUACGCUGAUGCCCCAAUCAAAAAAAGUCCAUAAAUACUGAGUGUCAUUUUGAUGAGAUUUUAUGAAAUGAACACUUGUUUAACUAAUACGAAUACCAAGGUCAAGAUAUAGAACAUUUUCAUCAAUCCUGGAGCCUCCUUCAUGCCCCCUGACAGUCAUCAUGCUCUCCCAAAGAAUUCUGAGACUGACAGUCAGCCAUACAGAAGAAUAUAUUGAACUUACAGUUUUCUGAAGACUCAGUUCAAAGAUCUCAGAAAUACAAAAGGAGAAGUACAAAUGUCUACCACAAGACGAAAACGUAACAUGUUAUGUUGUUUACCGUAAGCUGUAGUAAAAUGAGCUCACUUGUUGACAGAGAUGAUGGUAGUAUUUUUGAUGGGUUGGUGGAAGAAGAUGACAAGGACAAAGCAAAAAGAGUAUCUAGAAACAAAUCUGAAAAGAAACGUAGAGAUCAGUUUAAUGUUCUCAUUAAAGAACUGGGAUCCAUGCUUCCUGGUAAUGCUAGAAAGAUGGACAAAUCUACUGUUCUACAGAAGAGCAUCGAUUUUUUACGAAAACAUAAAGAAAUCACUGCACAGUCAGACGCUAGUGAAAUUCGACAGGACUGGAAACCUACAUUCCUUAGUAAUGAAGAGUUUACACAAUUAAUGCUAGAGGCUCUUGAUGGUUUUUUUUUAGCAAUCAUGACAGAUGGAAGCAUAAUAUAUGUGUCUGAGAGUGUAACUUCAUUGCUUGAACAUUUACCAUCAGAUCUUGUGGAUCAAAGUAUAUUUAAUUUUAUCCCAGAGGGGGAACAUUCAGAAGUUUAUAAAAUACUCUCUACCCAUCUGCUGGAAAGUGAUUCAUUAACCCCUGAAUAUUUAAAAUCAAAAAAUCAGUUAGAAUUUUGUUGUCAUAUGCUUCGAGGAACAAUAGACCCAAAGGAACCAUCUACUUAUGAAUAUGUGAAAUUUAUAGGAAAUUUCAAAUCUUUAAACAGUGUAUCCACUUCAGCACACAAUGGUUUUGAAGGAACAAUACAACGCACUCAUAGGCCUUCUUAUGAAGAUAGAGUUUGUUUUGUAGCUACUGUCAGAUUAGCUACACCUCAGUUCAUCAAGGAAAUGUGCACUGUUGAAGAACCCAAUGAAGAGUUUACAUCUAGACAUAGUUUAGAGUGGAAGUUUCUAUUUCUAGAUCACAGGGCACCACCCAUAAUAGGAUAUUUGCCAUUUGAAGUUCUGGGAACAUCAGGCUAUGAUUACUAUCAUGUGGAUGACCUAGAAAAUUUGGCAAAAUGUCAUGAGCACUUAAUGCAAUAUGGAAAAGGCAAAUCGUGUUACUAUAGGUUCCUGACCAAAGGACAGCAGUGGAUUUGGCUUCAAACUCAUUAUUAUAUCACUUACCAUCAGUGGAAUUCAAGGCCAGAGUUUAUUGUUUGUACUCACACUGUAGUAAGUUAUGCAGAAGUUAGGGCUGAAAGACGACGAGAACUUGGCAUUGAAGAGUCUCUUCCAGAGACAGCUGCUGACAAAAGCCAAGAUUCUGGGUCUGAUAAUCGUAUAAAUACAGUCAGUCUCAAGGAAGCGUUGGAAAGGUUUGAUCACAGCCCAACUCCUUCUGCUUCCUCCCGGAGUUCAAGAAAAUCAUCUCACACAGCAGUCUCAGACCCUUCCUCUACACCAACAAAGAUCCCAACAGAUACUAGCACUCCUCCCAGACAACAUUUACCAGCUCAUGAGAAGAUGGCACAAAGGAGGUCAUCAUUUAGUAGUCAGUCUAUAAAUUCCCAGACUGUUGGUCAGUCAUUAACACAGCCUGUGAUGUCUCAAUCUGCAAAUUUACCAGUUCCGCAUGGCAUGUCCCAGUUUCAGUUCUCAGCUCAGUUAGGAGCCAUGCAGCAUCUCAAAGACCAAUUGGAGCAACGGACUCGGAUGAUAGAGGCGAAUAUUCAUCGGCAACAAGAAGAACUAAGAAAAAUUCAAGAACAGCUUCAAAUGGUCCAUGGUCAAGGGCUGCAGAUGUUUUUGCAACAGUCAACCCCUGGAUUGAAUUUUGGUUCUGUUCAACUUUCUUCUGGAAAUUCAACUAAUAUCCAGCAGCUUGCACCUAUAAAUAUGCAAAGCCAGGUUGUUCAAACUAACCAGAUUCAAAGUGGAAUGAAUACUGGACACAUUGGCACAACUCAGCAUAUGAUACAACAGCAGACUUUACAAAGUACAUCAAGUCAGCAGAGUCAACAGAAUGUACUGAGCGGGCACAGUCAACAAACAUCUCUUCCCAGUCAGACGCAGAGCACUCUUACAGCCCCACUCUACAACACUAUGGUGAUUUCUCAGCCGGCGGCCGGAAGCAUGGUCCACAUCCCAUCGAGUUUGCCCCAAAACAGUUCCCAGAGUGCUGCAGUAACUACAUUCACUCAGGACAGACAGAUCAGAUUUUCUCAAGGUCAGCAACUUGUGACCAAAUUAGUAACCGCUCCUGUAGCCUGUGGGGCGGUCAUGGUACCUAGCGCGAUGCUUAUGGGUCAGGUAGUGACUGCCUACCCCACCUUUGCUCCACAACCUCCGCAGUCGCAGACACUGUCAGUCACGCAGCAGCAGCAGAGUUCCCAGGAACAGCCGCUCCCUUCAGUUCAGCAACCAUCUCAGGCUCAGCUGACUCAACCACCGCAGCAGUUUUUACAGACUUCUAGGUUGCUCCAUGGGAACCCUUCAACUCAGCUUAUCCUCUCUGCUGCAUUUCCUCUACAGCAGAGCACUUUCCCUCAGUCACAUCACCAGCAACACCAGUCGCAGCAACAGCAGCAACUGAGUCGGCACAGGACUGAAAGUUUGACGGAUCCUUCCAAGGUUCAACCACAGUAGCGCACACGCAUCCUCUCUGCCCUCAAGGGAGGAUGGGAGUGGUCCAUAAAGAGUUGCUUGGAUGAUCUAAGGAUAUGAUGAAAAGUUCCAGCGGUUUCAUGGGAUGCAAUACUGAGUGUUCUAGUUCCUGGAAUUAGUUAGCAGGGAAAAUGCUGCCUAGCACUGCAGAUGUACAUUAAAUACCAGCCAGCAGGAGGUGAUCAUAGGGCCACAGCCAAUUCUGACAGUGUUUUACUUGCCCAGAUAUUUUUUAAUGGAAAAAGAGUAUAUUGCCAAAUGUUAAGAAGCUCAGCUAUGAAACAGGACCUCCAGUGAAUCAGAAAGGCACUAAUAACAUUAGUAACUUUGAGUGGUUCUGUGCCUGUUUUCAAGUGUUACAGAGGACACACCACUGCCAUCCAUGUCAGGGGUUUGCUUACGAUGAUGCCAUGAAGACAGUCCAGUAGACUCAGUAGACCCCCUUCCCUUUUCAGAUAAUGAUGGAAUAGUAAUUAAUUUCAGAAUGUUGUGUGGGUUCAAAUUCUCUAUGUACAGAUGCUGUAAAAAUAAUACUAUGUAUAUGUCUGGAUAAAAGGAGAGAAAGCAAAACAUUUUGUAUGCUGCAUGAAAGCAUUAUCUCUUCCUUUAGGUAUGAGUACAUUUCCUUAGAUUCUGAUGCCAUGUGCAGACUAAUACAUCCUCUUUUCCCUUUUGUUUACAGUGCGGUAGUGUUCUAUUCACUCUUCCGGGGCACAAGUCUUUUUUUUGGUUCAUACUUUGACUGUGAUGUCACAGUUUGUUCAGUGAGGUAUGAUGUGCUGCUGGGAAUGGAGUUGUUGUUUUUUUUUUUUUUUUUUUUUCAGGUUAAAUUAUUUGAAACAGGAUUUUCAAGUUACUCAGAAAUAUCCUUCAUUUUAUUAUUCUUCAAUUAUGUUUAAGAAUAGGAUUUGCACUGCUUUAUUUUAAGAUGGUUGGGAGUUUUGAGCACAUAUUUUGAUCUAGUUCCUAGUUGGAAAUAGUUGUGUAAACGGUUUUUAACAAGCUUGACAGUUAUUUCAAGUAUGUUUCAGUUAUAGAAGUGAAUUUGCACACAAAAUAUUUUAGGCACUUUUUAAUGUUCUCACUGGUGGGAAUUUUAACUUUUAGGAUUUGUUGGAAUCUUUUUAUUAUCCUCCACAGUUUCAGUGCUUCUUUUAGUCAGAAAUGAUUCAGGGUUAUUUGAGGGGAAAAAAAAAAAAGAAAAAACAACCCAUAGUGCCUUGAUUUUCAUUCAGGUGAUUACUCACCAUCUUAAACUCAUUGUCUAGUUUCAGUAGCAGUUUUGAAAUCUUGGUACAUUUUUAAUAGCAUGUGGGUGUCAGCACCAUUAAGUUCCUAAUGAAGACUCUCUGAGUCUCUUGGAUUAGAGGUACAAAUAAUUUCAAAAUAAAAGAUAACAUCCUGGUGACACUAUCAGAGUUACUAUUGGAUCACAAAGUUGUUUUUCUAAAUCAGCAUUUUCCUUAGAUUUAUGUAUUCAUUUAGGAAUUACCAGUAAAUAUUUUCUCAAUGUGAUCUUAAAAUCCUACAAAGACAAAAGAAGGGUUAGGGAUUGGCUUUACCUUCACUAUAGUGCUAGAAUCUUGUAACUCACGUGCUUUAUAAACAUGAACUAAGAUUUCGUUUGGUGAUACCAUAUUCUAAAGGUAGUAAGUUCCAACCAGAAUUGCAUACAUUAAAAAAAGCAUUUUAUAGAUUCUAUGGUACUAAUAAUUAAAUUUAUAACUAGAGAACAAAGGAAAAUUAAUGGGAAAAUAUCUUAUUGGCUAUCAAAAAUUAUUACUGAGGAAAGGGAAGAUAGCAAGCUGUAAGAAAUCAAAAUUAACCUUAAAAGAAAACGUGUAACAGAAUUGAGGUUGUUAAAAGAUUUUGGCAAUGAAAAUAAUACAGAAUUGCUAGAUAAAGGUGUCAGGGGAACUCUCAGUUGGUUCUAAGACUUUUCUGUUCUUAGCUUUGCUAUCAUCCUUAAGGGAUAUACUUUAUCUUUCUGUAGAAAAUCAUACCUGGCCACACUUAAACUAGAAAAUUCAUGUUGAAAGAAAACAACCAAAGAAAGUUGGUACCUACCCUUCUACAAAAGAAGUGUUACUAGAUGCCAAUCAGUAAUUAACAUAUCAAGGAGCUCCUCUUCUAGCUAAAUGACCAUCCAGAAGAGAUUUCUGACUUUGUCAUGAAUGUCAGGAAUAGAUGUCAGAAUAUGUGUGUACUUAAGCAUAUGCCCACAGUGGACAACGUUGAUGUUGUAGAGCAUGGCAACAGUAUUUUUUUUCCCCCUUCAAACUUGCCUUUCCUAACCUUAUCAUGCCAUUCCAUAUAUUCUGAGUUGUGCCUCAUCUAUUUAUUGGCAAUAUAUAGUGAUAUGGAUUUAGCAAACAAAAGGUAUGAAGAACUAUUAUAUUAUGGUUUAUCUUCCAAGUCCCGUAUGUGAAAAGAAAGAUGGUGAACCAUGAGUACUGUGUACUCAGUUUAACACAAGCAAAGUGUAAGACAAGCCACAAGGUAAAUUUGUAGACAGUUCAUUCACAUUCUCCUCUCCCUGUCCCUUCAAGUAUUUUUCCAUCCUCAAAUAUUUAGGAAAGCAAAUUAGACAAGAUUUUGCUUUAUAAUUCCUGUUGUUCUCACAGCUCACUUUUUUCCUGCUUAGAAAUGGUUGCUACAUUUAAAGGAGCAGCUGGCUGCUUUUCAUUUGCUGUCAGAAUGAAGUGUUGUGUCAGAAGAGCUAGUAACUGCCUCUCAGCUCCUUCUUUAACUUUGUUUUCCUCCUGCUUCCCUGGAACUUGGACCGCAAAGCGGUUCCUGCCCCUUCCUCCAUGAACCGAGACUUGAGCAUCCUGAUGGAAGAUUCAGCAGUUGCCUGUAAUUCUUUCAUUUCUGUAGCCAAAGCUGUUAAUUGAAAUCCAAAUCUUAGUCAUGAAAAAAUACCAAAUAGGAACACUUUUCUGCUACUUAAAAAUCUUAUCUUCCCUCUUCUUUACUCUCAUAGAUAUUACAUUUUUCUUAAACAAACAAAAAAACACCAAAAAAAACCCCCUUUUUUUCUGGGUGGCAAUUGUUAGGUGUUAGCUGCUUUGAACUGCUGUAGCCUUGGGUGAGUCACUAUUGUUUUUAAACUACCAGUGAGGAUUAUAAGGAUUAAUAAAGUUGCUGCUGAGAGUGGUGUCAAAGCAGAAUCAAGACACUUACAAGUACUUUAUUAUUUGAGUGAAAAUAUUGGUGGAAAAGCAUAUGCGGGGGACAGGGGGUAACAUAUAAGUAAAUAACUAUAGUUCGGUCUCCCAACUCUGUCCCAAGUUGAAGGGGGAAUUUGAGUUCUGUGCUCUAUCACUUAAAUGUGGUUUAAGAAUGUACUAGCAAUAAAGGGAUGCCAGUAACUUUGAAUAGUUUGUUACAGAGUACUCAAUGCAGAUUAGUGAAAAUGUUACUGGAAUUUUUCAAAAGUGCUCGGGUUGAUGGUCAUUGCCUUAAAGCAUUCUGCUUGCAGUUAGUUACGGGCACUGUGUCUUGAAGGGAGAUGAACCCUUGUUCAAGAAGCCUUAGAAAGGGGCCCCUUAAAAUAGAACUCGUUUGCCUGCUCUACACAGACAGGGGAAAAUUAUUUUAAACUGGAUAUUACUCAACAAGUUUUAAAAUAUUUCCACUACAUUGAGGUAAACUAUUUUUUUUUUAAAGUGGACUGCAAAUAACAUUUUGCUCUGGUAUUGCACAUUUUUACUUUUUUUUCUGUAUUUCUUUGGUGAUUGAAAGUUUGUUGACGAACAUUUGUGUAAAACUCAUUCACGUCUAUAACCUUUCCAAUAUCUGUGACCCUGUUCUUAGUCCCUCGGGAGUCAGUGUUGGAAGGUAUAAACACUGGAUAUUACUAUUGCUGAGUGAGUCUAGCCAGAAAUAAGCUGAUGGGAAUUUUUAAACGGAGGAAAAGAAACAGCACAAAGGCACUUGCCAUUUUUAGUGAUCAGAGAAAAAGAGUCUUUUUUUGUUUGGGGCGGGUGAGCAUUCUUCUAAAAGGAGCUUCUGAAGUAGUUGCAAAGGAAAAGAUUUGACUAUUUUUAUAGUAUAUUUAAUAUAUUUGUAUAUAACUAUGAAUAUAAUAGGAACCCUUCACACGCCUCCCACUUUUCUAGUUUACUUCCCCUUUUGCCAUAGCACUAGCAUAGCCUCAUCCGCAUGGGUACCGUGCCUAUUGUCAGCCUACCAAAAGAUAGUGCUGCUGCUUUCUAAGACAGGUGAGAAGACCCAACUCUCAUGCCUGGGGAUCCUUUAUGUAGGAAUAGCACACACUUUGCAGAUAUCACACCACAGUCGAAAAGCAUCAUUUUGAAAGGUAACAAGCACUUUAUUGCAAUUAAUCAUUUUGAUAAAGUUUAUUAUCUUAGAUAUUACCAUUUCUAAAGGAUCCCCAACUCAUCACUUAGGUGAAAUUUUUAAAUGACAUUUCUGAGAAAUGUUUAGAUCCAGUGAACCAUAGUAGGUUUAAGGGAGUGAUUUCAAGGUAGCCAAAUGAACUUUGACUUUUGUUUUGAAUGUGGUAGAGUCAAGGGAUUGUAGAUGCCUAGUUCCAUUUAGACACUAUUGUAAACCUAUCUUGCCUAUUGUGUGGACACCAAAAGAGACCAAUGAGCCUGUUUGUUUUCAGAGGUCUAGGAGAAUUGCAUCAGUGUGAAAUAGAUGUAUAGAACUAACCUAAAAGUGAUUGGUAGUCAUAUUUUAGAAUACAGUAAUUUCAAGAAUUAUUCUGAGUGUUUUAAAUGUGCUCUGAAAUGUUGGCAUGUCAUUUCAGUGUUUCCAUUUGAAUUGCUCUUGUAAUGAAUGUUUUUUGCACAAAAUGAACUGAGAAAUACUACUUUGGUUGAAGAAAAGGAAAAAAAUAAUUUGGUCAUAUUUUAAUGUCUCCUGUGGAAACACUGGGGGGUGAAUUUUGUUGGUACAGUUAUUUUCAGGAUAUUUGAAACAGUAUUGAACAGCUCACAAAUUAAGCAACCGUGAAUGGAUUGAAAAAUUAAAACUUUCCAUGUGACUGUUUUGCAUACUUUAUCCCCAUGUCAUAAUUUAACACUACAUUCCUUGUUUUUCUUAAAUAAAAUAACUUUGCAGGUUCUGUUUUUGAGUAUUUAGCAAGUUAUUUUCUAAGCUGCCCUGGUUUUCCUAGGGAAAACGUUCUUAGGUGAAAUAGGAUAUAGUUUAUGAAAAGACAUUAAAUGAAAUCCCAUCACCACCACCAGCAAACACUGAGGUGCUGCAUUAAGUGACAAUCAAAAUAGUAUUUAUAGGAGAACUGAGAAAAGGGUUUUUAAAGGAGCAGUUGCUUUGAAAGUAGUUGUCUGGGUUUCUUGAAUAAAAAUGGCUAAAUGUAUUUAUUUAUAUUUUUAAAUAUCUUUGCGUUCCGUUUCCUCAUCAGCGUGAUUUCAGUGUCGUGUAUUUAAUUGUGGUUUGUUUUGUUCUGCCUCGUAAUCUGUGCAGAGGACUGGCUCUGCCUCCUGGGGGGUGUGUGUGGGCCUCAGCCCUCGUGACGCCUCUUGGUGGCGCUCUGAAUCUGUUCCACUUCAGCACAGCGGUGGAGCCCAGCCCAGGUGCCCCCAAGGCUCCCCUCCUGUUCUCAACUUAGUUAAGAAAAAGUAAAAGUAACGCCAACUGUUUUCUAGUUUCACUUGCUGCCUUUUCUAUUUAACGGGCACUUUUUAUAUAACUUCCCCAACGCAGCCAAAGGCCAGUAUGACAGAACCCAUGGCACGCGUUGCCUGUUUUGCCCAUUUGGAAAAUGUUAUUAAAACAAUCAGCAUCUUCUAAUGGCCAUCACUCAUAUUCAUAUUAAAAUCCAUCUACAGUCCUUAAAUAUAGGUGGAACAAUGUAUAAAUACUGCAAACUCUUCUACAAAGAAAAAUAAUGUGUGCUGUCUGUUAUAUAUAGUGUAAUGUUGCUUGGUCCUUUAAAACCAAAGCCAAACCAAACGUUCCUACACAGCACUGUCCAAUAAAAGCAGUGUUUGAACAUCUAAAGCCUAGAAAUUUGAGGAUACUUAUUGCUGGUCUGCAUUGGAACAGAAUUCUCCACCUUAGGGCUCUUGAGUCCCACAGGCAACGUCCAGAGUGCACUUUAGCUUUGGGAUCCCUUAGAGAACGGUAAUUAAAACAAGUGAACCACAAGUUGGAUUUAAUGAUGUAAAAAGUGUUUCUUGACUCUUUAAGGGUUAAAUUGGAGAGCUCAUGUUUUUAAAUGUAUGCUUUUAAGUUUCUGAGGAAACAAACUGUGACAUCACUUUAAAAGUGACAUUCAGACGUUUUAUGAUGUGUGUUUUGAGUUGGCCUGUACUGGUGCAGAUUCACCACUGGCAAUGGUUGUGCCAAUACUAAAGACUUAAAAUGUAGGAGAAGCUAUAUUGUGUUCAGGUGGAUGUAUUAUGUAACCAGACAAUCAUCAAGCAAAAAGAAAAAAAACUGGCCAGGAAAUGUCGUUUUCCUUUAUAGAUGUCAGCCAGCCAGAACAGCUGUCAUUUAGAUCAUCCUGGAAUCACUUUGAGAUCUGUUUUAUCAUGGUGUAAGUUGGGGAAGGUCCUCAGUAUGGCACUUGCACAUUCAUUCUAUGUAAAGACUGAAGCCCAAAGACGAGUAAAAUUCAGUGCUGUAUUGAAACCAGUUAGUGCAAAAAAAAAAAAUUUUUUUUUAUCUCUGUAAAUCUUUAAUUGUUAACAUCAGUUGGUAGUUGUAAAAACACACACCAAAUUAUUUCUAAUGUUCUGUGUGGUUCUUAGUGUGCUACUCUUGACAUUGAUAUGUCCUUACUGCUUGGUUCUUGGUUUAAAAUUAAAAUUAGAUAUAGCCUGUCAUUCUUCCUUCUGAAAGGGUGGAGCUGUAAAUGGCUAAGAAUACCUAUUUUUCCUAAAGCAAACAUUUCAUUAAAAUCCAGAUUGAUAUACAAAAAAACAAGGCUGACAUUUCCCAAGUAAUGUCUUCAGCCCGAACCCUAAAAUGCACAGAAGCACGAUGGGUAAUGUUUUAACGGUGCUAUAAUAGGUUCUCUGCUGAUCUUCACCUGUUUGGAAAUACAGUAUUGUAUAAAAUGUGGAUCAUUUUGUUACCAAUUUAAUAUUGCCAUUCUGAUUUGGUGUUUAAAUUGGUUACACUUGUUUCUCAGAGCUAUCCUUUGAGAAGAGUGUAAAGUGUGUUAUUAGCCUACCUCCACUCAGGCCUCUUGCUGUAUUGACCAUUUUUCCAGGUUAUCAUGUGCAGUUUUUAAAAACUAUAUGUUCUCUAUUAUAAUGCUUUUUCCCAUAGACUCCUGUAAUGUAUUCAGAACCUAAAAUGACAACGAAAAGAGCCAAGCAGUAGCAUUUGUUUUUUUUAUAAAUGUAAAAAUUAGAUUCACUUUGUUUCCUAUUCAGUUUUAAAAAUAAAAAUACCUCAGUGCUGUGUUUCCCAGUAUCACCUACAUUUCUCAAUUUAACACCUGCUUUAUGUGGCACAUAACUUGUAAGAAUCACAUUAUUUUGGAUUUUAAAGAAUAUUAAAUAUUUUAAAAUCA
Messenger RNA from Bubalus bubalis (water buffalo), 11072 nucleotides. RefSeq names its product clock circadian regulator (gene CLOCK). NCBI's taxonomy places the organism in Eukaryota, Metazoa, Chordata, Mammalia, Artiodactyla, Bovidae. The record is from RefSeq and is a predicted model, not a curated record. The coding region runs from base 1001 to 3538 and encodes 845 amino acids. Gene Ontology annotation, molecular function: DNA-binding transcription factor activity, RNA polymerase II-specific; E-box binding; protein dimerization activity. Gene Ontology annotation, biological process: circadian regulation of gene expression; regulation of transcription by RNA polymerase II. Gene Ontology annotation, cellular component: CLOCK-BMAL transcription complex; nucleus; cytoplasm. The transcript has 24 exons.